GAGUGCCUUGUUUACCAUUCCAAUUGAGCGCGUUGACAAGAGUACCACACCACACCCGAGUCGACUCGGCAUAUAAAAAAAGCAACUCGGCGAAAGUGAAAAGCAUUCAGUUGUCCACCUCCGAGUCGUCAUCAUCUCAAUUCAACAUGGCUCCAAUAAGAAGCGGAUGUGAAUCGUUGGUCAACUGUUAUUGCCUUUUAAUGAUCAUGGCCAUUUUCACCAUCUCUCGAGCCCAGUACGACGGGUUCUUUGGCGGCGGUUACUUUGGUUUCCAACGACCAGUUUCGGCCGUGGUGGAUAUCAAGGGCACUACAAACUUUCCCGGAGUGAGCGGCCAAAUUCACUUCACUCAGACGACGACAGGUGGACCCGUCAUCGUUCGCGGGACUAUCCAGGGCCUGACUCCCGGCCUUCACGGCCUGCACAUUCACCAAUUUGGCAACUUGUCCGACAAUUGCAAUGCGGCUGGCCCUCAUUUCAAUCCCUACAACAAGGAUCACGGAGGUCUCGACGAUCACGUUCGUCACGUUGGCGAUUUGGGCAACGUCGACGCCAUGGGCGACUCGUUCGCCGAUCUCUUCCUCUUCGACCACCUCAUCUCCCUGUCGCCCAAAUCGGACCGUAGCGUGCUGCAUCGGGCCCUAGUCGUUCACGAGAAGGCCGACGAUUUGGGACUGGGCAGUCACGCCGACAGCAAGAAAACGGGCAAUUCCGGGAGCCGGGUGGCUUGCGGGAUCAUCACGUUGACUCCGUCCCGCAUCCCGUCUUACUUUAAGUAGCUAGUUGCUGACGUUAUUAUUGUUUUGAACGAUUGAAACUGCAAUGCUGGAAGCAAAAAAUGACGACGAAAACGGCGCGUGCAAUAGCCGAGUGCUGAGUUCAGUGUCAAAUAACAUUGCAGGUGUAUGCGUGUACAUAAACAAAACUCUUUCCCGUCUAAUGUUUUCUUUAAUACACUGUAAAUGGAUAUACGA
Messenger RNA from Daphnia pulex (common water flea), 974 nucleotides. RefSeq names its product superoxide dismutase [Cu-Zn]-like. NCBI's taxonomy places the organism in Eukaryota, Metazoa, Arthropoda, Branchiopoda, Diplostraca, Daphniidae. The record is from RefSeq and is a predicted model, not a curated record. Gene Ontology annotation, biological process: removal of superoxide radicals. Bases 147 to 779 code for a protein of 210 amino acids. Gene Ontology annotation, molecular function: superoxide dismutase activity; copper ion binding. The transcript has 4 exons.